UGUCACACACGAAUAGCCCCGUCGUCCUCGGGAAUGCGAAAUCCUCUCUUCGUGAGCACCUUGUACACGCCUCUUUUGCAAGCGUGGGACUCCUCUGGUGGGGGAAUGGUAUCUACAGCCGAGCAGAAGUUAAAUGGUUUGCCAGAGAAUCCCGUAGUCUGUCAGUGAAAACAGUUAGGGGAACAAGGUUCACUGGUGCCUGGUUCAUAGUACAUUCUGAAUACUCAAGUUCCCUCGCGUCAAGAAAAACCGGGACUCGAGUUCGAGGCAUCGUUCGCGCUCGAACGGAGGAUCGGACGAACGCUUAAAACUGCGCAGCGCGUUGCAUACGAGAAGAGAUAUAUCCGUACGCAAAGAUUGAUGUCUGUGAACGGUCGCACAAGUGAUUGAUGUCUAUUCGGUUGACUCUUGUACUGUCUGCUACGAUAAUAAGAAUCCGGUGAUUGUCGUCUAAUUACUAGGAGAUCAAAACUUGUAAGGACGACGACGACGACGACGACGACGACAAUAACAGAGACUGGAAAAUAUACAAGCAGUAGUAUUAAACAAGUAGAAAAGGAUGACCACCGUCAGACAAAUACUUCGCUGCGCUCGGCGCAUCGGGCAAAUACAGGAGGGUGGGGCGAAACUUUUAAACCGGUCUGUUAGGUGCGCGUCCACCCAAGCACGACAAAAAAUCACCGAGGAUGAAAACGGAAAAAAAGUUUUCCUUUCGCCAUACGGCGACUUCACGCCGUCCGAUUUACUCGUACAGGAGUACAUUUGGAAGGACUUGGCGAAUCAUGCUAAUAAGAUUGCAUUGGAGUGUGCGGUGACCGGAAGGAAGUAUACGUACAGCGAAACGAGGGAUGCGUCUAAUUAUAUCGCGAGAAGUUUGAUAAACAUGGGUCUGAGAAAGGGCGAUGUGAUAGCCCUGAUCGCGCCCAAUUAUCCGGAAACGGUCUUAGCCUUUCUCGGCGUGUUAGAGGCAAACCUCGUCGUUACUACAGUCAAUCCGGCUUAUACACCUGAUGAAGUAAAAAGGCAGAUACAGAACUCGGGGGCGAAGGCGAUCAUUACAGUGGCAGAAAUUGCACGAUCCAUACUCGAAGCCACGAGAGGCACUCUACCACCUGGAGUACCCUUUGUAGUUAUCGAGGAUGGUACUGGACCCAUACCAGAAGCCACCAUACCGUUUAAGGACCUCAUCGCCCGUGGCAAAUCGUUGCCACCCGUAACGAGUUACCAAACGACCUCCCAAGAUUUGGCGAUUCUUCCUUAUUCCAGUGGAACCACCGGUUUGCCGAAAGGCGUCAUGUUAACGCACAAGAACUUAGUAGCCAACAUGGAAAUGUCCGAAAAAACGGCAGGAGAAAAGAUGUGGCAAAGUGCAACGAGCGAUUUCCAGGAAAUAAUACCAGUAAUUUUGCCGUUCUUCCAUAUAUUCGGCAUGAACGUGGUAACUUUACCACGUCUUGCUCAUGGAACAAAACUAAUUACCUUACCCAGGUUCAUACCGGAACUAUUUAUUAAGCUUCUAAUGAAAGAGCAGGUAACGGGGAUGUUUGUGGUACCACCAAUACUCUUAUUCUUCAACUCAUCUCCUUAUGUAAAAAAAGAACUGUUAUCGAACGUACAUCACAUUAUUAGUGGGGCAGCCCCAAUGUCGAAGACAGACGCAGAGAGAUUUUAUAACAAAUUCGAAACGGAUCCCAGCAAGUUGAAGAUAACUCAAGGAUACGGAUUGACUGAGACUUCGCCGGUUGUUUGCUUGGAGAUGGAUGGUGUGAAGACAGGAAGCAUCGGUAAAAAUAUCGCCGGAUGCGAGCUGCGGUUAGUAGAUCCGGCAACCAACGAAGAUGUUUCCGGACCUGGCCAAACCGGUGAAAUAUGGGUCAGGGGGCCUCACGUUAUGAAAGGGUACUUGAACAACGAAGCUGCUACCAGGGAGACGAUCGUCGAGAACAGCUGGUUGAAGACUGGUGACAUCGCUUACUUCGACGAGGAGUUCGACUUCUUCGUCACGGACCGUUUGAAGGAGUUGAUUAAAGUGAAAGGAUUCCAGGUCGCGCCAGCGGAGUUGGAAGCACUUCUAAGAACGCAUCCGGAUGUUCAGGAAGCAGCCGUGAUUGGAAUCCCAGACGAAAGAAGCGGUGAAGUACCUAAGGCCUUCAUAUUGCUCAAGAAAAACGCCAAAUCAAGCGCGGAAGAUAUUAAGAAUUUCAUAAAGGGAAAGGUGUCGGACUACAAGGAGCUACAAGGAGGAGUUGUGUUCGUGGAUAACAUACCGAAGAAUGCGAGCGGUAAAAUCGUGCGACAACAACUGAAGAACGAGUGUAAAUAAUGAAAUUCCGUUUUCAUAGAAAUGGAACUGGAAUCUUGCGUGAAAUUCUCGAUUAACAGUUCAUAAAAUGAAAUCAAUUACCGAUUAAUGAAUGUUGAACGCAAUCAAUCAUUUCUGAAAAAUUGAUUGUUGCGACGCAUACCAUUAUUCGGCUGUUAUCUCAGGAGAAACAGCAGGAAGUGAUAACAAACGUUAAACAACGAUCGCGUACUUUAUGUCAGAUCUCUUAUCAUGGAUACUUGCAUGAAAGUCUUGAGCGCUGAUUUGUUUUUAACUUAGAGAAUAUUUUCUCUUGCCGCGGAAUUGAUGUUUAUAUUUUAAGUACAGUUCGAAGGGAACUGUAACGUUAGAGUAAUAUUCUACUUAAAAGGACGACGACGGGAAAAGAGUUUAUGGUGGUUUUUAUACCAUAUGAUAUAUUUCUUAUCAAUUUAUAUGAUGGUGCUAUCUUUGUCAAUGCAAUUAAUUUUUAAGGCACAUAUCUUAUGUAGUGGAGUUUAAGGAUAGGAAAUUUUUGUAAGUGAUUUGUAUCUGAGAGUAACUUGUUCGAAACAAUAAAAGGAUUUACAAUUGCGUUACAGAAAUAAUA
Messenger RNA from Ceratina calcarata, 2912 nucleotides. RefSeq names its product 4-coumarate--CoA ligase 1. Gene Ontology annotation, molecular function: long-chain fatty acid-CoA ligase activity. The transcript is spliced from 11 exons. The record is from RefSeq and is a predicted model, not a curated record. Gene Ontology annotation, biological process: long-chain fatty acid metabolic process; fatty-acyl-CoA biosynthetic process. Bases 560 to 2323 code for a protein of 587 amino acids. Lineage: Eukaryota; Metazoa; Arthropoda; Insecta; Hymenoptera; Apidae.